AUGAGUAAUACCGCGGAAGGAACGAGAUCUCAUGGUACCACUAGUACAGCUGUUGCAGCAGGUGCUAGGAGUGAAAGGGGAAGCCAAGGCUUGGCUACAGCUACUUGUCCAUGGUACUUUGAAGUGGAUUCAUCUACAGGAAAAAUAUUCUUUGUCAAAGAUGGGGAUACUUUUCGAGGUAGACACUAUGGAGCAGUGAAAACUAUUACCUAUUCAGAUGACAUACCACCGGCAUCUCUCAUAAUUAUAUUGGAACGGAAUAGAGGAAGGGUCUAUCGCAAAAAUUUCAAUUGGAGCAAGAAUUGGUUUUGUCAAAAGUUUAAAGAUUCCAGUAAUUCCAAAAGUUUUGCCUCCACUUUUAAAGAGUGUACUUUCUAUGACAAAGUUAUUCAAGUGUCUAAAGUUAAUAGUAGUGAUAUUCCAAGCCCAAGUUUGUCAUCUUUCGUUGAUGAUAAUUCUCCUCCAGAUAUUUCUGAGAAUAAUACAUUAGAAAAUGAUAUAAGUGGUUACGAUGAUCAAGAGACAGUUGAAGCAACUGAGCCAGCUAAAAAAAGGCCUAGAAAGGGCAAUGAAAAAGACAAACUUAGUGAGGAAGUUCUUGCUAAGCAUGUUGGUUUGUUAAACUUACCAUUACAAAACUUGAAGAAACCACCAUCUUCUCGUGUGCUUCGCAAAAUCGACAAUAAUUUUGUUGAUAAAUUGAAGAGAAGAAUGAUAGAGGAUGAUAGUGGUAUUGGAAUACCGUCAUUUGCUGUAGUGUGCCUCAAUAUUUCUCACAAGUCCAAGUUCGAGGAGAGAUUAAAAGAUAUAUAUAAAUAUGAGGUUCAUGGUGGUUUACACAGUUUUCAAGCAAGAGAGGAACUGGUCAAAGAGGGAGCAAUGAGCGAAACAUCAGUCAUGUGUGAUGUAUAUGUUUAUCUUAAUGAUGAGGAAGCAUUAUGGCUUGCAUCACGGCAUAACAGAAAUGGCCACUUCAACCACCAUAUGACACACCGCAACUACCUGGAAGUAUGCCGUGCCAGACUGUUUGCAAUGCAUCCUGAUGCCACUGAAGUUCCAUCUAAUCUUUUACAGUGGAGAAAAGUGUGCACAAAUUGUAUUUUACCGCCGGAGAGUGGAGCUACAUGGUUGCCUCUAGCAAUACAGAAGGAGUUAUUGGGUUUGGUUAUUAAUAAGGAGAUUUGCUUAAAGGAUAUGAAAACCCGAGCUGAUAAUUUUAGGCAGUAUGAGAUGAUGAAGAAGGCAUUUGUACGAUGCACAAAUUCUAGAAAUUGGGAUGAAGCGACGAGUUUGUAUCCCAAUUUUAUUGACAGGCUUGGUCAGUUUUCAAGACUGACUUUUAGCAAACCCCAGCUACCAGAUACAUUUCUGACAUUUUGUCAAGCUGCAAUAGACUCAAGACGAGGUGAACCGUGUGGAGAAGCUGUCAAAAAGUUUGGAGAUUAUACUAUCACAUUAGUUGAAGGCAGCUUACAAGCAUGUUCAUCAGAAGCAAUCAAGAAAGCAAACACCUCUUACAAUGGAGCUCAUCUCAUUUUAAGCAAUAUUAGGAAAUGUAUUUGA
Amphimedon queenslandica is the source of this 1563-nucleotide messenger RNA. RefSeq lists its product as uncharacterized. The coding region runs from base 1 to 1563 and encodes 520 amino acids. The record is from RefSeq and is a predicted model, not a curated record. NCBI's taxonomy places the organism in Eukaryota, Metazoa, Porifera, Demospongiae, Haplosclerida, Niphatidae. The transcript has 9 exons.